Molecule: messenger RNA, 387 nt
Organism: Olea europaea var. sylvestris
Lineage: Eukaryota; Viridiplantae; Streptophyta; Magnoliopsida; Lamiales; Oleaceae
Exons: 2
Coding region: 1-387 (128 amino acids)
Source: RefSeq, a predicted model, not a curated record
AUGCCUCCAUUCUGCCUAGUCUUUGGAAAAGUAUGCCACCUUCCAGUGGAAAUAGAACACCGGGCAUACUGGGCUAUGAAACAAUUGAACAUGGAUUUGAAAACUGUCGGUGAAAAGCGUUUAUUGCAACUCAAUGAGCUAGAUGAAUUAAAAAUGGAAGCAUAUGAAAACUCGAAACUUAUCAAAGAACACACCAAAAGGUGGCAUGAUCUACACAUUCAGAGACGAGAUUUCGAGGUCAUCCAUGAAACAAAAGGAACAUUCACAGUUAAUGGGCAAAGGCUGAAACACACUAUUGGGGCGAGGAUUUCUCAAAACAAAAGUCCACCGUCUAACUCAAAAUGCCUAAUUAAAGCAGAAGUGGAGGAGUCGAGCUAUAAACUAUAA